CUUCAUUAGAGAGAGCUCGGGCUGGUCGACACACUCGAGCCACUCGGUCCUCGCAGCAGAAACAGAGAGGCUGUGGAGAUUUCCUUUGAAGUGCAGGCCCCUGCUUGUAAGAACUCCAUCCCACAAAGCAUUCCGCAUGGAAAUUUGAUUAGCUCUCACUUUUUCUGACCCUACACCAGUCUGAGAGCUUGUUUUCGGAUGACAUUUGGGGCUGAAGCUUGAUCCCAUAUAAAUAUCAGAGGCAUCAGUGAGCAGAGGGACACUCAGUAUCUGGCAGCUGAGGAGCAGAUUCGGAUUAAAGCCAUGGAUGUACCCCGACCUUUUCUUCUCCUCCUGUGUGCCCUCCACCUGACCUUGACCGGAGUGUUUAGUAAACACAUAGAUCACAGAAACCUGAUCACACAGAGGCUGUGCUGCAAGAGACAGAGCCACUUUGUCUACAUUGGAGAAGACAUCUCUGGGAGUCCUGUCAGUGUGGAUGUGGGGGUGUGCAGGUCGCACUGUGGGGGGGCACCCAGGCCCUCACAUGAAGCAGGGCAGCAGGAAUACUCCAGACAUUCCUCAAUGCUGGAAUUUCUUAGGAGUAAAAAAACGAGGGCGCGCGGACCCUCAGCUCCAGAGAGCCCCGGGCCGCAGGGCCGGAUGCCCUCCUGCGGGAUGAACCAGGUGUGUGAGCCGACCGGGGUGCGCGUGGACCGGCUGCUGCUGCUGGAGGGACCCCGCGAGGUGGAGAUCAUCCAGGAGUGCCAGUGCGAGAUCAAUCUGACCCAGUGCCUCCGCGUGCCCGCGCUCAGGACUUACUACAGCGAGACACCGUAUGAGGCUGUCCUGGACGUGGGAGGCUGCUCCCGGUCCAAGGGUUCACCAGAGGGAUUCUCCUGUGUUCCCACUAAGUUUGACUCAGAGUCGGUGGAAACCCCAAACAAAGUGGAGCUGAUCCAGACAGUGGUGUCCUGUGAGCUGAAAGAAAGCUGCUAUAGGGUCCCAUACAUGGAGUAUCACUAUGAAGUAGUCCACAACGAUGGAGUCAAAGAGGAGAGACUUAAAGAAAUAGACGUUGGCAGAUGUUUGGGAGGCUGCACUACAGGAACCCGAUGCCUUCUUAGAAAUCAAUCUGAUCCAGCAGUUUGCCACUUGUGGGCUGAAAAACAGUCCAGCUCCUGUGUUCCUGAGGGCUAUGAGACCCACAGCUUCCUCGACCAGCAUGGACAGAUACGCACUAUCCUCUCCAUCACAUCCUGCCUUUGUCAAAACUGACCACAGCGCCCCCUACUGGAAACCACUUCAAAUCCCUUCUCAGGAGUUGUCAACAGUCCAUUGUCGACCCCACCAAAAACUCUGACAUCCGUUUAAGAAUGAGCUCUCCUAAAGUAUUUUUGUAUUAUAUGUAAUAUAUGUUUAAAUGAUAAUUUUGUAAAUAAAUUUAAUACAAUAA
Gymnodraco acuticeps is the source of this 1435-nucleotide messenger RNA. RefSeq lists its product as uncharacterized. The record is from RefSeq and is a predicted model, not a curated record. Lineage: Eukaryota; Metazoa; Chordata; Actinopteri; Perciformes; Bathydraconidae. Bases 304 to 1257 code for a protein of 317 amino acids. The transcript is spliced from 7 exons.